Molecule: messenger RNA, 2368 nt
Organism: Phyllostomus hastatus (greater spear-nosed bat)
Lineage: Eukaryota; Metazoa; Chordata; Mammalia; Chiroptera; Phyllostomidae
Product: sterol 26-hydroxylase, mitochondrial
Exons: 9
Coding region: 517-2130 (537 amino acids)
Biological process (GO): cortisol metabolic process; glucocorticoid biosynthetic process; cholesterol metabolic process
Cellular component (GO): mitochondrial inner membrane
Molecular function (GO): oxidoreductase activity, acting on paired donors, with incorporation or reduction of molecular oxygen; iron ion binding; heme binding
Source: RefSeq, a predicted model, not a curated record
CGGACGAGCCGGCGGCCAGUUUAAUCUCAGCAGCCGGUGCCUUAGGGGACCGGGACAGGUCUCACUGGGUGGGACCUCCUGGCCUUUGGGGGGCUCCGGACUUCCUGGAACUUUUUGUGUCAGUGCUCAGAGUUCGGACAAAGCGAACGUCAAGUUCUCCGAGCGAGUUCUCGGAAGUGCGAGGUGCGGAGUUGCGGAAGGGGCGGCGGUCGUCCGCGCUCUCGGGGUCUCCCGGAGCCUCCCCCCCCCCCCGCCGCCCCGUGCGUCUUCUGCCUUUGUGUUGCCGUGCCCCUUCCUCGGGCGGGGAGGCACACAGUUGCAGAAAGUGACUUCUGUGUGUUCCUCGGGUCCUAUUUGGAGGGAUCAAGGACCGCGAGGUAAAGUGAACAGUAAGGGGCCUGGCUUGCCUUUCCCCGGCCCACUCGUGGAUACUGGUGCCCUUGAACCCGCUCUAAUCUUUGGGCGGGACCCGGGCGUUCAGGACUCGUUUCCAAAGGCGCUGCGGCGGCGCGAGCCAUGGAUCGCAUUGCUGCGCUGGGCUGCACGAGGGUGCGGUGGGCGCUGCUGGGAACGCGGGUAGCCGGCUUGGGCCUCGGUCCGCACGGGGCCAGAGCCAAGGCUUCGAUGCCCAAUGCCCUCCCGGCGGCCGCCGCAGCCGAGGCUCCCGGAACCCGGCCUGGCGACCAGAGGCUGCGGAGCCCGGAGGAGCUUUCAGGACCAGGGCCACUGCGCUUCUUCUUCCACCUGUUAGGGCAAGGCUACGUUCUGCACAUGCAUCAGCUCCAGAUGCUGUACAAGGCCAAGUACGGUCCGAUGUGGAUGACCCGUGCAGGAUCUCAGAGCCAUGUGAACCUGGCCAGCGCCCCGCUCCUGGAGCAAGUGAUGCGGCAAGAGGGCAAGUACCCGUUACGGAACGACAUGGAUCUAUGGAAGGAGCACCGGGACCUGCAGGGCCUGGCGUAUGGGCCCUUCACCACGCAAGGACAUCACUGGUACCAGCUGCGCCAGGCGCUGAACCAGCGGAUGCUGAAGCCAGCUGAGGCUGCACUCUACACAGAUGCUCUGAAUGAGGUGAUUGACAGCUUCAUGGUCCGACUGAAAGAGCUGCGGGCAGAGAGUGCCUCUGGGGAUCAGGUGGCCGACACGGCUCACCAGUUCUACUACUUCGCCUUGGAAGCUAUUUGCUACAUCCUGUUUGAGAAACGUAUUGGCUGCCUGGAGCGCUCCAUCCCCCAGGACACCGCGACCUUCGUCAGAUCUGUCGGGCUCAUGUUCCAGAACUCCCUCUACGCCACCUUCCUCCCCAAGUGGACCCGUCCCUUGCUGCCCUUCUGGAAGAGAUACCUGGAUGGCUGGGACGUCAUCUUCUCUUUCGGGAAGAAGCUCAUUGAUCAGAAACUCAAUGAGAUAGAGGCCCAACUGCAGACAAAAGGGCCAGAUGGGGUCCAGAUAUCUGGCUACCUGCACUUCCUGCUGAGCAGCGGACAGCUCAGUCCUCACGACGCCAUGGGCAGCCUCCCUGAGCUGCUCAUGGCUGGAGUAGACACGACGUCCAACACGCUGACGUGGGCCCUGUACCACCUUUCAAGGAGCCCAGAGAUCCAGGCGGCCUUGCAUGAGGAAGUGGUGGGCGUGGUGCCAGCGGGGCAGGUGCCCCGGCACAAGGACUUUGCCCACAUGCCCCUACUCAAAGCUGUGCUUAAGGAGACCCUGCGCCUCUACCCUGUGGUCCCCAUAAACUCCCGGGUAAUCAUGGAAAAAGAGAUUGAAGUUGGUGGCUUCCUCUUCCCCAAGAACACCCAGUUCGUGUUCUGCCACUAUGUGGUGUCCCGGGACCCUAGCAUCUUCCCUGAGCCGGAGAGCUUCCACCCCCAUCGCUGGCUGAAGAAGAGUCAGCCUGACACCCUCGGGGUCCAACACCCAUUUGGCUCUGUGCCCUUCGGCUACGGGGUCCGGGCUUGCCUGGGCCGCAGGGUCGCGGAGCUGGAGAUGCAGCUGCUGCUGGCAAGGCUGAUGCAGCAGUACGAGGUAGUCCUGGCUCCUGAGACAGGGGAGGUGAAGAGUGUGGCCCGCAUCGUCCUGGUUCCUAAUAAGAAGGUGGGCCUGCGUUUCCUGGAGAGGCACAGCUGAGUGGGGCCCCUGCCACCCUGGGGCUCCCCCUAGAGGCCCUGGCCCUGGCUGUCUGGGAUGAGGGGGAAGGGGACUGCCGGAGACCAAAGGUUGGAGACACUCAGUGCGCUUCCCACAGAACUAUGUGCUUUUGCUACUUUUAUCAUUUUGCGCAUCUCCCUUCUAGAUAAAAGGCCACACCCUUGUCACAUUGCUAUCCUUUGGAAAGCAGAAUAAAGGGAGUUUUGUGGUCAUUGGA